GAUAUUCUUUAACAGCCCUACCUACCUACAUACAAAAGAUGUUCUAUUAUAUCCUCAUCUCUCAUCCGAAAUGACACCUAGACCGAAUUUGAUUUUAAGUAUUCGAUCUUUCCUUUUGUUUUUUCAACAAACUUUCUUUUUCAACUUCCUUUCCACCUAGCUUUAGGUCUAGGUAGUGGCACCUCGCCAUUUUCUUGGUAUGCCUUUCACAAGCCGAUUUGUUACUUGGAACAAUUAGGUGGGCGAUUGACGUAUUGAAGCACCAAAAGAAGAGGAGGUCUCUUUCGUAUUUAUGUUCAUAUAUUGAGAAGACAAAUAACUACUUAUUAUUAGGUAUCAGAGGUGUUUAAUAGAGGAUUAUUGUGUCCGAUAGGUACUGGCUCUAUCACCGAAUGUUCGGGUCAGUAGGCAAGUCUUAGAUUCAUCAAUAACCUCCUUUUCUCAGCGGGUGGUGGAUUGUGGAUGAUGGAUGAUGAAUGAUGGAUGGUGGAUGGUGGGUGUUCCUAAAACCUUGGUUGGUUUCGCCUCUUUAACUCGAUUUCCUAAAUAACACUGCAGUUAGGUAAUUAGUUGACCACGAGAACCAUCCCACCUCAUACUCAAAAAACCCAAUACAUACUCCGUACAAUAAUCUCACAUCAGGUGAUUGUUUUCUCAGGAGAAUUUACCCCUUCAUUUCCCAAUUUCAAUAUUAGUUUUUUGUGUAGAUACCUAGGUAUCUUGAUUAUAUUCGCAGGUACGUACGUACUUUGGUAGGUUAUGUUUACUUUGGACUAGUUAUUUGAUCUAAUCAAUUAGAAUUCCCUCGGUCAUCCCAUCCAAUCCCACCAACAAUUCCAUUUGGAGGAUUCCCUCUUGAGCCUUGGUUAAGCUACAACUCAAAGUCAAUUUUUAGAACACCACACUCACUCCCUCACUCACUUGCACGCUCACACACACACGCCCACACACAUUCCCUGAACCGCCUAUUGUGUUGUACAGACUAACCGCUCGCCUCAUAUCAUCAGGUACCUAGUGUAAUUAAUACCCACCGUACACCACUAAGGAAGGGCGAACAAAAUAUACUAGUCAAAUGCCAACGUUUUCUGAUUUUGAACCUUGUUACGAAAGUACAGCAAAGACGAUUCCACGACUCAUUCAAAAACAAAACGCUUUAUUUCUCUUUCUCUUUCUUUCCUGUCCUUUUUCAACCCAAACUCCGAAUCAAGCAAUCAACUCCACCCUCUCCCAGCCUUCUUGCGAUCACAUUCAUUUGCUUUCAGUGAAUCGCCAAAGACUCAUCGAAAGGACCUUGGAUAAUUCCAAACACAACGCCAAAAGCAGUCGGAAGCCCACUACUCCGUACAAUCAUUCAUUCUCGAGCUUUUCAAUCAAACACCGAAGUGGCGGCUGAGAUAGCGGAGGGUCGGUGAAGUAGAGGAAAAGAAAAGAAGGUGGUUUCGGCCCAAAUGCAAAUCAACCACCGCCUACGACUAGCCUAGACUCUUGUUACCCGUGGACCUCACAGUCUGAAAAAUCCCCCAAUUCUCGAUUCCACAACCAACUCAGAAUAAUACUUCACGAAACAUACGACACAUUUCUUAACGCCGACCACGACCCACCAUUCAAAGAGGAUUUUCCUUCACGAGAGUAUAUCUGUCGCUGGCCAUCUCAUUCGACAUCUAAUAAAUAUAAUACUCAUCAAAUAUUACUACUGUACAAGUUCUAGGAUUUGUGGAUGAACGUUACAUCGCCAUUAAUUGCGGGUGGGGAGUGAUUGGACUUCCUCAACACCAUCACCGUCGAUCGAAUUUCACCUACACCGAGCCUUCUUUUUCAUAUAUACUCUGCACAAAUAUGAGUGCUUCUCCUACAGCCUCUUUCGCAACGAGCGAUGUCGAAAUCGAUCUCGCAGCCAUGUUUGAAGACUCGAUCGGUAUUGCUCGAGAUGUUGUCAAGGGAGUGAUUUUAAAACAUUGUAAUGCUCCGUUGGAUGGCCAAAAUAUUUGUUUCACGGCUCAACAUAUACUUGCCGGGGAUGACAGAUUUAAUAGAGUUCUCACCAUGCGAGAAUCAGAUUCAUCCGCAGACACAAUGGUGCAGAAUAAUAUUGUUCAGCUUCCAUAUUCCGGAAACACAAUAGGUCCUACUUUCCAUCCAUCGACGAUGGGUCAAAUGGGUCAAAUGGGUCAAUCAAAUUCACCCUUGACUAUGAGCAAUAUUAAUUCUCACCUCCAUCGUGAAAAUUCAAUGCAAAAUCCCAAUAAUUCCCAAUUUCGAUCCCAGUCUUCCUUCUCUGUCGCUCAAACUCAAACCCGAGGCCAAACCGAACUUCUACAGGUUUCGAAUUUACUCCAAGGAGCUAACAAUUACCACCAAACAUACCCCUCAAACAACAAUCUACAUUCACUCUCUUCGAUCCGGCGCCAACAUCAACUGCCACAAGUCUCUUGCAGUAUCAAGUAUCCACAUAGUAUGGGCGAUCUCUUCUCUCGAUCCGAUUCAAUUCUUGCAUCGCAAAAUAUCAACCCCACGAAUCGAAGCAAGUUUCAACGGCAAAUGAUUUCCGAACUACAAGACUCUCAAAAUCUCGCAAACCCACCAAAUUCAAAUAGCUCCACAGCGUACGCUGGGCAAGGCUCCUCCUCCACUCUGGAAAGAUCGAGUUCGAACGGUUCACUUUCACCCAAUUUAUCGUUACCACCUUUGGCCCCAGCGCAAAGAUCCCCACAUACUGACGCUUUACUGAUUGUUGAAUCUCGAUCCACCACGCAAAGCCGCGCAGAAACACCACUGGACUUGGAAAUGGCCAAAAAUACCAACCCGAAGAAGCGCAGGGCUCAAACAGGUGACGGAAAAGCCGCCGCGAAGAAGGCAAAGACGAACAAGGGUGAGAAGGCGGAUAAGUUGGAGCUAGUAAGUGUCACCAUGCAAAUACGUGCAGAACAGAUCUAACCUUUUGUAAAGAUGAAGGAUAAAGCCAAAUAUAAUCUACCAGGUACAAUUUGGAUGCGCGUUCUCGAAUUCUGCCCCCCCAUAUUCCUGCGAAAAGCUCGUUUUGUCAGCAAAGAAUGGAAGAACUGGGUUGAGAACUUUUCAUCUAUCCAUGUCAAUUGCCGAAAGGAGAACUUUGGUUACAAUCUACCCGAGCAUAUCCCGGGUUUAUCAGCAAAGCAAUAUGUCGAUCUUCUGGGUGGGAAAGGCUGUAUGGAACCCGGUUGUAAAAACAAAGACGCAAGCAGAACACAUUGGGCUUGGAAGAAGAGGUGGUGCUUCUCAUGCUGGAAGGAGAAGAUUGAGAGAGAAGAUCGUAUCCAAAAACACCGCCAACUCCAAUACACCCGACCCGUCAUUGACAAACUACUCGAGUGUAUCCCGGUCAGCAUGUACGACUCCUUUGGUAAACCUCAUGAUUACGUCGAAGAUGGACCCCAAGCUUUGACAAAUCAAUUGGCGACGCACAGAUUGUACAAAUACUACCUGAUUGUUGACGUCGAUAACGUUAUCAAGGAAUAUGAGGCUCUCACUCCUGACCCUUUUCGUGAGGAUCCUACCCAUGAUGCUCAACAGAAAGCCACCGCACGCCAAAUUUGGGAGGACAAGAUGGCCAAAUUGGACGAAGAGCGUGAUAAGUUCUUCGAAGCGAAGAAGGCCGAGAACGACAAGCUCAUGCAACUCGUAAUACAAAUUGAAGCCGCAAUCCGUGAGAGAAGAGCAAGAGGUCGCAAGCCGAAUGAUGCCAAUCGUGAGAGUCGUAGGACUCUCUUCCUCAAGUUAGCGAAGCGUGAUCUCCCUGAAGUCCCAGAGGAAUUCAUUAUAAGUACCAAAGCAUUCAAGGCAGCUGUUCGAAUUUUCAGAGAUGGUGGCUCGGAGCGAGGUUGGAGAACUUUGAAGCCAAAGAUUGAAGGAGAAUACGCUAGCUCAAAAAAGAAAGAUCAACAGGCUACCAAUCGUGCAACCAAUACACCAAACCGAUCUGCAGGACAAGACAUCCAAAUGACUGGCCACGAUCUCGGAAACUUUGAGCUGGACAAUGAUGACUUUCACCAACUUGGUAAUGGAGGCCUCCAACAAAACCUUCAGCAAACUCAACUUCAAGGAUUUCAACUUCAAAAAUCUACAGCAUUUACAAGUAACAAGUCUCUUGGCAUGAACCACUCUGGUGGCUCACUUGGAUACAGAAACAAUUCCAUGGCUUCAGGAUCACGACCAGCAAAUAAUUCGGCCGCGGCAUUUCUUAGUGGCGGAUCAAUUUUUGUGAACCAACCCUUCGGCAACAGUGCCUCUGCUCUACCCAUGGCUAUGAAUUCAUUGGGCAAUGGGUCUUUUAGCAAUAAUGGUUCUUCUGCCAGCUCAUUGAACCAUGUUUCUCACAUGAACAAUGACUUUUCCGCCAAUUCGUUAGCCCCUCUUUCUCAAAUUAACAAUGGCUCUUCCAUUGGUUCAUCGAGCAAUCUCCCUCGCGGUAGUAAUAGCUUUCCCAAUGGCCCAAUGACUCACCUUUCUCAGAACAAUAACGGCCGAAGCAUGGGUUCAUCGAGCAACACAGCUUUUGGUAAUACCAACUUUAUGCCCCAUUGCUCUCAGAACAUUAACGGCGUCUCUAUUCGUUCAUCAAACAAUAUGUCAUUUGGCAAUAAUGGCUUUCCUACUGGCUCAUUAAAUCAAAUCUCUCAAAGCAAUAAUGGGUCUUCGGUCAAUCCAUCGAGCAAUCUUGCAAGCUACAACAAUGCUUUCAAUUCCGGCUCGUUGAACCAUUUUACUCAAAACAACAGUGGCUCAUCGCUAGUACCUAGUAAUUCGCUAAAUUACGCUUCUCAAAACGGCAACGCUUUUUCUGCCAACUCAUCGAGUCAUGUUUCUCAAACAAAUAACAGCUCAUCACUUGUGCCUGGUAAUCCGUCAAACGUCGGGUCAUCAUCCACUCCACGAAGUGCCAUGGCUAUUUCUUCCAUUAUCACAGGAACCCAACCUCAAAGUAACUGACAUAAUAUUAAUCACUCGUUUAUCCGAAGGACGAGCAAACUUUUUUCUCACCAGCACGUACACCAGUUUGAUAUUGGAAGCGUGGAAUCAUUAAAGGAAAGCAGACCGGCGAACAACUGUGUCUAAAUCACUUUCGAUAUCGCAUUCAAUUUUUUUUUUCCUCAGUUUUUCAUUCUGCUUUUCAGCAUAAAAUAUUGGCGCAAUGGAAAGCGCAAUACCCCAUAAGGAACAAUGGCUACAUUCAGGAGUUUAUCAUUGUCCGUCAUGGCGAUGGUUUGAUGCAUAUAAGGAUUAUGAGGUGUUUUUAUAUGAGGAUGCAUAGGUGCAUUCCAUGUCAUGGCGUUUUAGAGGUUUUUAUUAUUUAUUUGGUCCCUAUGAUUAGGCGAUUGAUUGGGCAGCACGAGGGAUGCAUAAUCAGCGACUGGGCGUUGUAAUAACACAUGGUUACGAGCCAUCGAUUAUCUCUGGUCUCUUCUUUCUCUUUUUCAUUUUUACAUUUUUACAUUUCCAGUAUUUCUAUGAAGCGGUGACACGAUGGACCAUUGUGGAACGAAAUGUGGUGGGUAGGGGAAAGGAAAUCUGGAGAUUGGAAAGAAAGAAGGAAAGAAAGACAAAGCGAACGACAUAAAAGCUUCGCAGGCUGAGCGGUUAUUACAUUUGGUGAGUUGCAUGGGACGGAAUGGUGGGUUCGAUUUCUGCUCUUACUUUAGCAUGGCACAAACAUUCCAUACACUACAUACAUCAUCAUAUAUGCAUAGUUCUAAAUUCAAAUAUGGUGGAGUAGUUGGAUUUGAGCAUAGGAUGGAUGGAUGGACAAGCAAAUAAAAAUUGUUUAAAAUACAUACACCCGUUUUCUUAUUCA
Messenger RNA from Sclerotinia trifoliorum, 5827 nucleotides. The record is from the annotation of a GenBank genome assembly. NCBI's taxonomy places the organism in Eukaryota, Fungi, Ascomycota, Leotiomycetes, Helotiales, Sclerotiniaceae.